This is a messenger RNA of Pelobates cultripes (western spadefoot toad), 12688 nucleotides long. The record is from the annotation of a GenBank genome assembly. NCBI's taxonomy places the organism in Eukaryota, Metazoa, Chordata, Amphibia, Anura, Pelobatidae.
CUCCCAUGGAGGCUUCCAGAAUCCGUUGCUGCUUGUAGGAAGCGAUUGGGAGUGGUAGCUGCGCAUGCGCGGUACGGAAGCCGGGUAGGUUUUGCUGGUCGCGUACGCCGCGCGGUCCGUUGAUAUCGUUCCAUUCCAUUCUGUGCCGCCAUCAUGUCAGCCAUGGGGACCCUCGCCUUCGAUGAAUAUGGACGGCCGUUCAUCAUCAUCAAGGACCAGGACCGCAAGUCCCGGCUCAGCGGGCUGGACGCCCUCAAGGUGAGAGAGUGAGGGCCAGGAACCUCGUGUGUGACAGGCGAAUGGUCAUUGUGCGGCCUCGGUUAGCGCACGGGGGAACGCGCCGUGUUCUAAAGCCGUUAUUACACAUUUAGCUGGCACAGCAUGGGAGGGAGCGGCUGAUAAAACAUUCCAUUGAGAAUAUUCAGCCAUUAUGGAUUUUUACUUUAUAUUCAUGGUUACAAUGCCUUCAGGAAUGAUGGCAUCAUGGCUGUGAUAUCAGAAGUAGAUAAUAAACGUUUUGGGAGUCAUUACUAAACCAUGAAUUAUGAAGUUUUAUUUUAUUUUUUCAAGGGGAUUGCAAACUUUAGGUAAAGUGGAGGAGUUGGAAUAUUUUUCUUUUAAAUCCAUCUAUAUGGGCCUGCAAUGUGCAGCUCCCUUAAAAAUGUCUCGGGUGUCAGUAAGUUGUAAGCUACAUGGGUUCUGCGUAUCUAGUGCUCACAAACCCAAGUGUAACAUCCAUCUAUAUAUGGAAGAACUGCAGACAAUGUAAGCUGGUGGUGAUGCUCAGUCAGUAGAGAUUGGUUGAUAUCUGUAAGGCCACAGCUGGAGUGCAAGAAGUUGUCACACUACUAAACUAGUAUUUUCAAGAGCUUUUUUGCUUGCAGAAUGACCAUAAGCCAUUAAACAAGCUUUCCACUACUAAACUUACUAAUAUAUUGCAAGAGUUAAGUCCAUUUUUAUUUUAUUGGGUGGGGAUGCGUCCUGGUAUGGGCUCACAAAGAUUUCAGUCAUGUACAAUGGCAUGGUAAGUAACAUCUGUUUCAAAAAUGGAUAUAGAUAUACAUGUAUAUGUAUGUGUUUGUUUAUGUGAAGGGAUUUAUUUAAUUUACCAAGGCUUUUUUUGAGAUGCAACUAAUUUGUGACCAAGGUGUUUUUGGCAUUUUUGCAAUGCAAUCAUUCCGCCAUAAUUUACCCUUUUCUGUUUAAGUCAAUCCGUACAUACUAUAUAUCAUUUUUAAAGGAGAAAUGGGCCUUUUUUUUAAAUACCUUGUAUGUAUCAUUAACACAAUAGUAAUAAAAAGCAUAAAAACGUAUUAAAUAAGUAGGAGGAACAAGUUACUUCCCCCCCCCCCCACCCCACCCCGCUGUUCUAAAUGCAAUAAUUUCUACCCAUCAAGUCCAAGUAAAAAAAACUAAUUCAAAAUAGAUCUACUAAUUAGUCCUGAUUGUUAAAAUGCCCAAUAUGUCUAGAAUUUCAAGUAAUUUUUAGAAGUUAUAAAACAAAUAAUGCAAGUGAAUUACAGUUAUAAAGCAGCAUUGUAUUUUAGAGAAUCUUUAUUUCAUUGAAAUUCCAACCCAGUCAACAUACACCUAUAAUUUUUAAAGGGGUUCUCUAGUGGCCCUCUCCCACCUCCAAUCCAACAUCGCUGAAGGGGUUAAAACCCCUUAAGUCACUUACCUGAAUCCAGCGCCAAUGUCCCUCGGCACUGGGUCAGGCUCCGCCCACUGCCGACAUCCGCAGGCAGGUGAGACCUAAUGCGCAGCAAUGACCAUGCACGCGCAUUAGAUCUCCCCAUAGAAAAGCAUUAUUCAAUGCUUUCCUAUGGCGGUUCCUGGUGAUGCUGGAGGUCCUCCUGCAUAGCGUGAGGAUGUCCAGUGUAGAUUAGCCUCCAAAAGUUGUCUUAGAAACGGAAGUCCCUCUAGUGGCUGUCUGAUAGACAGCCACUAGAGGAGGACGUAACCCUGCAAGGUAAUUAUUGCAGUUUAUAUACAAACUGCAAUAAUUAAACUUGCAGGGUUAAGGGUGAUGGGAGUUGGCACCCAGACCACUUCAAUGGGCUGAAGUGGUCUGGGUGCCUACAGUGUCCCUUUAAAGGAGAAAUAGGACUUUAUUUUGAUAUCCUAUAUGUAUACCGAGACAAAGUAUAAACAAGAACAGUGUCCCUGUAUAUUUCCUCCACCUGACUUUUACACACUGGGCGGAGCUACAGUGUCAAUCCCGACAGUCGUCACUAGUGGCGGCUGCAUGGAAAUGGCUCUUUCUAUGGAGUGUCUGACAGGAUCCUCCAUAGACUUCAAUGCUCGCGCAUACACGGUUAAAUAACGAUUUCACUUGGCAGCGGUAUUUAAAGGGCUUUGAGCAGCGCUCACAGCUAAUCUGUCAGUCUUAGGCCCUACCUUUACUGCAUGACGGUCUAUGCUGUCACUUGGCAUCUCCUCCAUAAUACACAAGUAUGUCUUGUCUAGGCCCUUACGCUCAGCUGAAGACUUGCGUCUAUCUUCUGUCUGUAAUCCCACCUCUGAUGCUCGCGUUCAAGACUUAUCAAGGGCUGCACCGUUCCUGUGGAACUAACUUCCCUCCCCACUUCUUCAUAAGUGUAUCAAUUAAACUGUUAAUAGCUCCCAACGGAUUCCUUUCUUGCAACUGUCAUUAGUCUAAUACUAUCCUUACCUUUUGUGUCACUUUAUCCCACUCCCACUAGCAUGUAAGCUCAUUGAGCAGGGCCCUUAACCCCUCUGUUCCUGUGUGUCCAACCUGUCUGGUUACAACUACAUGUCUGUUCAUCCAACCACUGUAAAGCGCAGCGGAAUUUGUUGGCGCUAUAUAAAUAAUAAUUAAAACCCUGCACUGAAUGUCUGCAUAGAUUGUCGUGUGUUCCUUAAAGGAUCACUAUAGUGUCAGGAAAACAAAGCGGUUUUCCUGACACUAUAGUACCCUGAGAAGCCCCCACCCACAGGGUCCCCCUCCUGUGGCGCUGAAGGGGUUAAAACUCCUUCAGCAGCUUACCUUAUUCCAGCGCUGGGCUCCCUCUGCGCUGGUGACCUUUCCUUCCCCGCCAUCAGCGGAGCCACAUGCCCGGCAAGUGCCGCGCGCAUUCAAAGUGUCCAUAGGAAAGCAUUUCUCAAUGAUUUCCUAUGGACGCUCUGCGCGAUGGUGGCAUAAUAUGCCUCUAGUGGCUAUCCGGAAGACAGCCACUAGAGGCUGGCUUAACACCAAAUGUAAACAAAGCAGUUUUUCUGAAACUGCUAUGUUUGCAUCUGAAGGGUUAAAACCUGAGGGACCUGGCACCCAGACCACUUCAUUGAGCUGAAGUGGUCUGGGUGACUAUAGUGUCCCUUUAAGUGGUUAUUAUCAAGUGUUAGACUUUUGCACUGAAAGAAAUUCUAUGCAUUGUUACGAGGAAAAAAAAAAAACUAGCACAUUUAUAUAUUUUAAAUUUAUAUUUAAAAUAUGGUCUCUCCCUGACAUGUCAGUCAUUUCUCAUGUUUUUUUUUUUACAGGUGUCUUCCUGUUCUCCAUCCCAAUUCUUUUUCCCAGGAAGCUUGUCUUUUACCCAAUUAGGAUAUAAGAACAGAGAAACUCAUGUCUCUUUCCAGACCUUACUUUGCUUACAUUGAAAGGCACACUCAAAUGUUAUAAAUAUAUUAUAUUUAUGUAUAACGUUAGUCUUCUUGUGCAUGUUUAGGUUAUGUUAAACCCAACUUUAGUUAAAUGACAUCCGAGCACUGGUGUUGAAUCUGCUUCACCUGCCAUGAGAUGGUCAAGAUCAAGUCUCUUUGACCAAUUCAGUGCUUUUUAUGGGGUAGUUUUGGCACCCUAAGUUACAGAUGCAGCAUUUGCUCUGUUCCUCCACUCAAAUGUCUCAUUGAGAAGCACUGAAUCUAGUAUUUCUCAUAGAGAAGUGUUUGGUGACAAUUAACAUUAAUAUUUUUUACUAGAAAGUCUUCAUUGAUGAAGUACCUCUAGUGGCUGUUUGUCACUAGAGGUUUUCUCAGUAACACAUGUGAACAUAGCCAUUUCUCAAAUGUAGUAAUACUUACAUUUGUCAGUUUGCAGGGAACAGUGUCUGAACGUUAAAGGAACACCCCGAGCAUUAUUACCACUCUGUGUAGUGAGUAUGGUGCCAUGAGUUCCCUUUUGCCAUCCCAGUUUAAUUAAACGGACAUUAUAGUCACCAGACCAACUGCAGAUUAUUGUAUUUGUUCUGGUGAGUAGAAUCAUUCCCUUCAGGCUUUUUGCUGUAAACACUGUCAGAGAAAAUGCAAUGUUUACAUUACAACUUAGUGAUACCUCCACUGGCUAUUCCUCAGAUGCUUCCUGGGGCAGUGCUGUAAUAAUAGAUUUGUGUAUGUUUGCUAAAUAUAGCUCUUUAUUAUUAUUUUUAUUGUGUGCAUUCUUCUGUAUUUCAGUCUCAUAUUAUGGCAGCAAAAGCAGUUGCAAACACCUUGAGAACAUCGCUUGGCCCCAAUGGUGAGCAUACCUUGUAAAUGUCAGUACUCUUCUGUAUAUGCAGUAAAAAAAUUAUUAUUUUUUUUAAUUCUCCUUUUACUUUUUCAACUGAAGGUCUUGACAAGAUGAUGGUGGACCAGGAUGGUCAGGUUACUGUAACAAAUGAUGGAGCAACAAUCCUAGGAAUGAUGGAUGUAGAUCAUCAAAUUGCAAAGCUAAUGGUAGAGUUAUCCAAGUCACAAGAUGAUGAAAUUGGUGAUGGCACCACUGGAGUUGUGGGUAAGGAAUGAGAGGCAGUUUAUGUCCAUUGUUAGUUUUCCUUUAUAUGUGUGUUAUAUGUACUGGCACUUAAAAAUUAAUGGAUAACUCUAAUCUCCAUGACCACUUUUGCUUUUAGAAGUGGUCCUGGUGGAAGGAAUCUGGAUCUUCAGCAUUUUUGCUUGAGAUCUAUUCAACAAAACAUAUACAACUAUGGUAUAGCUGCUAUCUGUUUUAUAUUGCACUUCAAUUUAUUCUGUGAUGCAUGUAAGUGCAGCUAUGGGAUAAACUACUUCUCUGAUAAGACCAGAAUUAUGGGGUCAAUUUUUGCAUGUUGUGCUCCUUAAAAGCUGGUCACAGAUUGGGUGCACACAUACAAUUCUUAGACUCCUCCACUACUUUGUUUUAUGGGUUCUCUGCAUAUGAACCCACUCCCACUUUAGAUCUUGUUCCAGUCUAAGAUCUGAUCAUUUGAAUCACGUGUCUUGUAAAAGAAAACAUUUACUUACAUCGCUGUUACAUAAUCUAAGGUUAUAAAUGCAGGCACUAAUCAGGUUUGUGUUGUCGUUGCAGUUCUUGCAGGAGCUCUGCUUGAAGAAGCUGAGAAGUUGUUGGAUCGUGGAAUUCACCCCAUCAGGAUUUCUGAUGGAUAUGAGCAGGCUGCACGUGUUGCUAUUGAGAACUUAGAUAAGAUCAGUGACAGUUUUCCUUUUGAUCCUAAUAAUGUAGAACCACUUAUUCAAACCGCAAUGACGACUCUUGGCUCAAAAAUGUAAGUAUUCCCUGCAUAAUGCUAAACAAAAAACGGUCUGGAACAAUUGUUCAUUUUCUUAUUCACAUAAUUAAAUACAAUGUAAAUUAUGAAGAGGAAGCAAGUAAAAACUUAUUGUGCUUUUUAUUUUAUUUUUAUUUUUUAACCGUCAUUAGACAUAGCUAUCAAAUGCUUUCCGUGGAGGCAUAGAUACAAAUGUGCUCGAACUCCAGUUCCUUACAGAUACCACAUUCACAUGGGAAAAAACAGUGCCUGAAGUUUCACAAGAUCAUGAACCAACUAGAGUAGUCCCCACUACCCCAUUAGUAUUGGAAGGUGCAAAAAGUGCAACCAAAGCAUGUGAUAUGACUUCUAUAUGAGCUUGUUCCAUGGGCAUUUAUGAAGGGUCAAUAAAUUAUUCAUUUAGCAUUGUCUCCCUUUGUAGCUGUACCAGCUGCCACUAUUGUAACAUGGCUUGCCACAGCAUUUUGGAUAGGGUCUGCUUAAAUUGUGUCUAUUUUGUUUAAUAAAAAAAAAGCAUUUGUGAGGCCAGGCAUUGAUGCAGGAUGGGAACGUCUGAUUCAUAAGUCAUUCCAGUUAAUCCCAGAGAUAUUCAGUGAGACCAGACUGUAGUUCCUCCACACCAAAUUUGUCGGAUCACUUGUUCAUGGACCUUCCUAUGUGCACAUUUCUAUUGUUUCAGAGACCAGUAGCAUCUUUAUACCACUCAUUAAGCAUCUAACGCACUGUUCUUGUGCUGAUGUGUGCUUAAGGCAAAUCUCUAGUGAGUGAUUUCAGAAAUAAUUUUUACAUGUUGGAGGACUGAACACCUUCUCUAGGAUUAUGCAUGGACUACCACUUUGAGGCUUUGGUGUUGUUCCUGACAAUAGGAGCAUUUACAGUUUACUAAAGCAGAACUGUCUUGAAUUGACUUGUAACAAAGAUGUGGCAUCCAGAGAAACAGAUUCCUUAUCUGAUUGUCCAUUCGGAUAGUAUUUUAUGGAAGUGGAUGGGACUCUUUAUUAAAGAGAUCUUCUAGUUCCCUCUGUUUAAUGUAGAAGGGUAGGAAACCCUUAAUUUCUAAGAGGGUACGUACCUCUUUUCUACGUGGGGUUUCAGGUGAACACUAUGGUAAUUAUGCUUCAGUGUCACAGUUUAUUAGCAGAGACCUAGUAUACAGAUGGAACAUAACUCCACUUUGGAAAGAAUGGAGACCCCUCUUACUGGUACAAGGACAUGUACCCCUGUCACAGGUAGAUCACUACCUAACCAUAAGUAUUUUAAUGGAAUAGGAGCUCCAAAGGAUUCCCUGUCCCCUAAAUGCACAGCAAUAGUGGGGGUUUUGCUUGGUAAUAAAAUCAUGGAGGUGUGGGAGCUGUACAUUGUUUUCCAAAUUCACAAGCGUGAGACUCCUUAUUUGAAAACUGAAAUUCUUCUCCGAAAUAAGAUUAUCUGUAUAUAAUUUUAUGGUGCAACUAUUUUAUUUUUUUUCUGUGCAGUUAGGAACCCAUAUAUAGUGACAUUUGUGACCUCUCUCCCUAAAAACAUAAUUCUGUGUAGUUUAAAAUAUUUUUUAGAAAACUUGAUAUUUAAAGUUAGAGUUAAACUGAUGGUAAUUGUGAACAUUUUCCAAAUAUUAAAAAAAACUGAAAAAAAUCAUGCUGCUGUACACUAUGGAUAAUUGCACACAAAAAAAUCAUUAAGUGUGUAUAUGUAUAGUGUAUUUCAACCUCUCUCAUUUUUAAACUCUUUGACAUAAGUAUUCCAACCCUCUCCUAUGACCGCUGAAUUGUAGUUGACGCACCCCAUUUCUCUGGAUCAACUUUGAAAUGUUUGGAUUCCACUUGUUGCAAAUUCAAUUCAUUUGGAAAGGGACACACCUGUCUAUAUAAAGUCUAAAAGCUGUAAGUGCAUAUAAAAGCAAAAAAACGAGCCAUGGGGUCAAGGGAACUGCUUGCAUAGCCUAGAGGCAGGAUUGCUGAUCUGGAUUAAGCUACAAAAGCAAAUUUGGCUGCCUUGAAAGUUUCCAAGAGCACAGCGGCCCCCAUAAUUCUUAAAUGAAAGCAGUUUGUUUCCGUUUAGAACAGUCUGGCUCAUCCUUGGGCUGGCUGCCCAGCCAGACUGAGUAAGGCCUUGGUAAAGGUAAGACGUGAUCAAGAACCCAUUUGUCACUCUGGGUGAGAUCCUGAGGUAAUAUGUGGAAAAAACACACUGCUCCUCAGAUGCACAAAACAGUCAGCGUUGAACACAAAAUACAUAGAUACCCUUAAAGGACCAUGCAAGCACCUCUAGCGGCUGUCAAUGAGACAGCUGCUAGAGGAAUUUGAGGAAGGAUUAACCCAUUUGUAAACCUAGCAGCUUCUCUGAAACUGCUACGUUUAUAAAAAAAAGUGAAGUGGUCUGGGUGCCUGGAGUGGUCCUUUAAAGGGGACACUGUAGGCAUUCAAGACAAGAAUAACUAUGUGAAUGUGCUUGAGUGCACAGGCAGAUCCCAGACUUGCACCCAAUUAAACAUCUCUGGAGAGAAAUGAAAAGGGCUGUCCAUCGAUGGUCCCCGUCCAACAGAAUGUCGUAAGUGGGUAUUGAAUGUAGUUUGAUGUGAAGGAAAACAAACUUUUAACUUCCUAGCCUAUGGCUGCAACAUGAAUGAAAGUCUGAAUAGUUUUUGAAUGUUGUGUUUGUGCUUGUAUAGAUAUUUUUAUCACAGGCACAAUACAGGUUUGAGUUGGCAACAAAUCCACAUAUUUAACAUUAACAUUAUUCACAUUUGCAUGUAAUGUACUAAAACAGACUUUUUCUGAGCCUAGUUUUGUUUUGUCUUUUUUAGUAUCAAUCGAUGCCACAGACAUAUGGCAGAGAUUGCUGUGAACGCUAUUCUAACAGUUGCUGACAUGGACCGCAAAGAUGUAGACUUCGAGCUCAUUAAAGUUGAGGGCAAAGCUGGGGGUAAACUUGAAGACACACAGCUAAUCAAGGGUGUGAUUGUGGACAAGGAUUUCAGCCACCCACAAAUGCCAAAGGUACUCAUCCCAAUAAGAGCCAUUGGACAUUGUUUUUUUUUUUUUUUUAUUAUUAUUAUUUAUUUUUUUAUUAUAUUUUUUUUAACAUGUCUUUUAUUUGUAGGAAGUUAAAGAUGCUAAAAUUGCUAUCCUAACUUGCCCAUUUGAACCACCUAAACCCAAGACUAAGCAUAAGCUUGAUGUAACUUCUGUAGAGGAUUAUAAAACACUUCAGAAAUAUGAAAAGGAAAAGUUCAUUGAGAUGGUAAAACAAGUAAGUAUGGUCUCUUCUUCCUUCCCUUCUCCCCUAAAGUAUCCAUGACUGUUAGAAUAGUUUGGUCUUCAUCUGAAAGCAACUUAACCAGUGGUUCUGGUGCGAGACAUUUCUAGUCGCCCUUUUUUUUAAUUUAUUUUUUUAUUUUUUUUAUCAGUCAUCAAAGAAUAGUUUGAUAACUGAUCUGAGGUCUGCUUGAACCACCUGAGUUAGCCCUGCAUGGGCAGGCUUGGCUCAUUGGAGAUAACUGGUCUUCUAGCAACAUAGAAGUUAGUCACUAGUGGUGUGAACCUGGUGAGAGGUCCUUUUUAUUAAAUGGUUUGACUACUCUAUUCUGGAGGGUGCUAGGGCACUCCUGGUACCAUACCCACAUCAUCAUGCAGUCGUUUCUCUGGUACUUGCAUUUUAUUUUUUGAUCCCAAAAUGUAAUUCCCAAUUGCAUUACUUCCCAACAUUAAAUGUCAAAUGGGUUAUACAGGGACAAGAAUAUGAUUACUGCAAAGUGUUCCAUUUGGUCAUUAAGUGGUUAAGUGUAUUUCUCAAAAAAAAAAAAAAAUGUGUAUUUCAGAUAAAAGACACUGGUGCAAACCUUGCAAUAUGCCAGUGGGGUUUUGAUGAUGAAGCCAAUCAUUUAUUAUUGCAAAAUGAGCUCCCUGCUGUUCGAUGGGUUGGGGGUCCUGAAAUAGAGGUAAGAAUCACCUAGUGUUCUUGUCCGUAUAAGCCAUUCAAAUGCAAACAUAUAUUUAUUUAUUUAUUUAUUUUCUCCUCUUCUAGUUAAUUGCCAUUGCAACUGGAGGCCGUAUUGUUCCACGAUUCUGUGAACUAACGCCUGAAAAACUUGGUUACGCUGGUAUUGUGAAAGAAAUUUCCUUUGGUACAACCAAGGAUCGAAUGCUUGUUAUUGAGCAAUGCAAAAAUUCGAGGGCUGUGACUAUUUUCAUAAGAGGAGGAAACAAAAUGGUAAGCCUUUAGGCACCGUGAACUUUAUAUGAGGGCUUGUAAUUCUUCUAGAUUGUUGGUCUGUGACAGUCUUUUUUUUUUUUGGUCAGAUAAUCUAACUGCUGACCAUGUUAUAACGUUUAAAUUUUUUAGAUUGUCGAAGAAGCUAAGCGUUCACUUCAUGAUGCUUUGUGUGUCAUUCGCAACUUGGUCCGCGACAACCGUGUUGUUUAUGGUGGUGGAGCUUCAGAAAUAUCUUGUGCGUUAGCAGUGAGCCAAGCUGCUGAUAAGGUAAAAUGUAAUUUAAAUUUCACUUUCAGGGAAAUUGCAUGUAUUUUUUUUUUUUUUACAAGUUUUUCCCAACUAAGAAAUGUUUUUCUAAAGGUUUAGUUACUAAAUAGUGAUUUGAAGACAUAAUUGCUAUUUUUUUUUUAUCUGAUCUGUAAGCUUAAAAGCUUCACCACUUUUUUUUUAUUUUUUAUUUUUUUAUAUGCUUGAGUUUUGUGAUAUAGCAUUUCUCUGUAGAUGCCUAUUCACACUCAAGGCAGAAGUGCAGUGGAGCUGUUAUUUUAUAUAUCCUCUGAUCGGAUAACUGCAGGUUACUCCUCUCAUCCCAACUGUAAUUUUAAAAAAUAUGCACACAUUAAUCCGUACAUGACCACCUGUUAUAUCCGUAUAGGUGGUGAAAUCUGAUCACCUCAAACCCAUGCAGCAAUCCAUAAUUUCUGAUAAAUGGAAGACUGACAUUUUCACGAUCCGGUCUACCUACAUGCCACCAUCCUGAUCUCACAUUUUAGUUUGUGAUGAAUGUAAGGCUCUGCGUGAAGCCCUGUAAUGAUCAGAGAUGGGGUUAAGGGAUGGUAGAGAAGAAUGGGCUAUGAAGUGUGGGAGGUUGUGUUAGAGGCUACUAGCUAUGAGAAGGGCGGGAACUGGCUAUUUGUUAAUUAUAGAGAGGAGUGGGAUAUUGGCAAUCUGGGGGAAGGGGGAAAUAGCACUGAUGGGAAGAGGAGAAUUUACUAGACCGUAAACAAACUUGCACCCCUGCAUUCACACAUGAACCUUCAUGCAUACAUUUGCGUAUAAACACUCUACAAAUUGCCCUUGCAUUUUUGUGCUCUUACAAAUGGGCCUCUACAUACACACACUCACUCACUCAUAGUUAACAUACAUACAUUUAAAAAAAAUAAAGCUGUAUGAACACAUUUGAGGUUGCAAGUAACUUUAUACGUCUGUCAAACUGCAUUCUGGUCACAAAUACAACCUGAGUGCAUUUGUCAGGUGAUGGCCUCAUAUAUAUGCUAUGUUUUUCAUUUCGGUCUGCGUAGUAUUUCAAAGCCAUGGUAAAGGUAGCUAUGGGGUUUAGUGAUAUUCACAGUUUAACUUACCCCAAUCUCUCUUUGACUGAUCGUAGUAUGUGCUGAGAGUAUAUGUAAAUAACAAAGUUGUUUUUGUGAAAGAGGUAGUAUGGACAAAAUUACAUUGCAGGAAGCUACAAAACAUGUCUUCCAUGUAAGAGUUAAAUUACUUUUUGUAUUUACAGCCUGAGUCACACCUCCCCAGCAUGUGACCUACAGUCUCCUUACACACUUCCUGUAAAGAAAGACCUAAUGUUUAAACUUGCUUUAUUUAUUAUUGCAUCUGUUUGAAAAUCACACCAUAUUUAUGUAGGCUGUGUGAGUCACAGGAAGGAGGUGUGGCUAGGGUUACAUAAACAAAAAGUGAUUUUUAACUCCUAAGAGAAUUGAGCAGGGAGAGUGCAUGGACAUAAUCUAUAUAUUGAAACCGCUUAAUUACGAUAGUUGUCUUAGAGCUAUAUGUGUAUAAUUGUGUAAAUAUAUAGUUUAGAUUGCAAUAUCUGCAUAAUGUGUGGGCGCAGGGAGAGUAUUGCAGCACCCAAAAGUGUGUAUAUUUAACACUUUAACAUAUCACAACAACUUUACAUCUACUCAUCCGCAUUUACAUCCUUUCUUGUAACUUCUUCUCUCAGUGCCCAUCGUUGGAACAGUAUGCAAUGAGAGCUUUUGCUGAUGCUUUGGAGGUUAUUCCUAUGUCACUUGCUGAGAACAGUGGCAUGAGUCCUAUUCAGACAAUGACUGAAGUACGGGCCAAGCAAGUCAAAGAAAACAAUCCCGCGCUAGGCAUAGAUUGCCUGCAUAAGGGUACCAAUGGUAAGAAGCCUACUAAGUUUUUAUGUUUAGAUCCUCAUUCAUUAAGAGACUUUUAAUAACUACCACCUUUAAUGAAUUACUUUCCCCUUACCCACAUCAACUGUUCAGCGCUCUAGAUAACUUUCUUUGAGCUCUACUUACUCAUCUCCCACUAUAAUCUUUCAUAUCCUCUCCAUUCUUUCUCAAUUUAAGGUUGUUUUGGUGCCUAUAGUGUGCCUUUAAUUUCAAAUGUAUAGUGAAAGUAGCUGAAAUUAAAACGUUCUCUAAGAUGGCUAUGGUUUCAGUUCAGCUACUCUGGCCUUAAAAUUGAAAUGUACUUUGAAUUUUCACUUUAAUGAAUAGCACUGUAAGUGAAUAACACAGAGUUGACAAUUAUUGGUCAACUAAAGCUCUAUCAAAAUCACCUGAUUAGUUAUGUAGGGAAGCUUGGUUACCCUUUAAGCAAGUGAAAUCUCACCAAAUAUUCUAUGAAUUACCAGUACUUGUUUGUCUUUUUUAUAUUUUCAUAAGAAAUCCAGAACAGGAAAAAAAUUUCCGUUAGCCUAAAUUUUUAUUUGUCUUCUCUCCUCCUGUCUUAGACAUGAAGCUGCAGCAUGUUAUUGAAACCUUGAUUGGCAAAAAGCAGCAAAUUUCUCUUGCUACACAAGUGGUUAAAAUGAUUUUGAAAAUUGACGAUGUCCGUCAGCCCGGUGAAAUAGAAGAAUGAGUACAUUAAAUUGGAAGCUGUUAAGACGCCAACUCCACUCAGCUGAUUCUUACUGCUAUUUAUUAAUGCAAUGUUUUCACUGUACUUUACAUUAAACUGUCUAGAUAGACAAUAAAUGAUCUGUUACUCAAGUUAUCCUUCUC